Molecule: messenger RNA, 2583 nt
Organism: Symbiodinium sp. CCMP2592
Lineage: Eukaryota; Dinophyceae; Suessiales; Symbiodiniaceae
Source: the annotation of a GenBank genome assembly
AUGGGAGUCGCUCUUGCUUUGGCUGCUAUGUUGCAGCUUUCGCUGGGUGAGGCCUCAAGUCCCCGCGAAUGCCACAACAUCAUCAACAACUGUUAUGGCUACGACCGAUCCGACGUCUGGUUCGCCCUGGCAUACAAGGAGUGCCUCACAGUUUGCCCUCAUGUUGGUCAUGGUGGAGAAUGUCGCGACGAAUGUCAGUGGACGACGGAAGGUUGGUGGAGGGUGAACAGGAUGGACCAGGUCCAGGUUUGCCUGAAAAGGCAGGAAACCUUGUAUGCUUUUUUUCAAUGGAACCGUGACAGAACUCCGGACAGUACCGCCAUCACUUUCCUCACCGGAAGGUAUCGGUUUUGUCUACAGAAGGGAAAAACAAAGGUUCACGAAUUCAAGCGAGAUGGCAGGACCCUUUACUUCGAUAAGCUUGAGGAACAUGAGGCUGAGGAAUGCUGGAGGUUGAGUAGAGAAGCCAAGAUGAGGACCUUUACAAUGGUGGACGAUGGCUCAUACGGCAGUGCCACAAUAAGUGGCUCCUGCGCAGGAAAUGCCAGAUCUACCAACCAGAGCGAGGUCGUGAAAUUCACUGCACCAGAGCUUUUGACGGAAGCUAACUCCACCCUCCCGGACGAGGCCACGCGUGUGCUUGAUGAGGGAAGGGAAAGCGUCGUGGUUUUGAGAAAGGAUCCCCUGACGCAUGCCUACACAGUAGCAGAGAAAGACUAUCCUGAGGUCACCGUUCUGAUCUACUACUGGGACGAGCGGGACGGGCCAAACUUCAACGGUUGGUGGAUCGGCCCCAAGGCUGAGCCACUGCAAAGCGUCGUGGGCGAAUCUGUGUUUGUUGGUGGUGAUCAGGUGUGGUCGCAGAAUGAGAGCAGGUCGGCACCAUCGCCACCGACACUAGGGUGGAAGGUGCCUUGGGAUGGCCCUGUGGAUGCCACGCUCAAGGUUGCCCACGCCGGCGGUGCGCCCCCGGUCGGAGGCAAAGGCUUCCCAGCCCCUGGCAAGGGCGCCCCGGCUUUACCAGCCCCUGGCCCCGUCAACGCCCCUCCCAAAGCCACCCCACCGCCGCCUGUGAGUGCUCCGGGCGCCAUGGGCGCUAUGGUGGGUUUCAAAGGCGGCAAGGGGCCUGGCAAAGGCACCAAGGGCAAGGGCCCAGCGGCUGGCAAAGGCCCUGCCAUGGACCCGGAGGAAAUGAAAAGGAGACAGAUAGAGCGAGAGCAAGAGCAGAAAAAGCGGCAGGAGGACAUGAAGCGAAAAAGAGAAGAGGAUGAAGUCAGAAGAAAGGAGCAUAACGCUGUGCUGGCCGUCCGCAAAGCGAUACAAAAGGUGCGCACAGCCGUUCCCGACAGCUACGAUGCGCUGCGCCUGCAGCUCGAAGAAGCCCUGGCGGCCCAAUUGGAGUCCCUGGGUAGCCAAGCCCCAAAGGUCGGGCAAGAGGCUGAGCAAGCGCUGCAUCAGACGCAACAGCGCCUUGAUGAGAUGCAUGAUAGGAGACUGCAGGAGGACAACUAUCGGGAGCUUGAGGACCAGCGCCGCAAAGAUGAAGUGCAGCAGGCCAUGCUCCUGGAGGCGGAAGCCAAGGCCGCAGCAGAGGAGCAGCAGGGAAAGCUCCAGGAGGCGGAGGAGGUGGCGAGGCAGUUAGAGAACGGGAACCAGGAUCCAGCGAAGAUGCUCAUUGCCGUCGAGGCUGCGGUGAAGUCCAUUGCAGCUGCUCGGGAUGAGGCGCAAAAUGUGCGUCAAGGCAUCCUCGACAAGCAGCGAGGCUUGAGUGAAAGCGAGGCAACGCGAAAAGUCAGACGAGAGGUCGUUGACAUGGCGGCUCGGCUUGGGCGGAGUGUGGGCGCCUUCGAGAGACUGCUCGCCUCUGUCAGCAACCGCCGGCACAAGGAAGAGGGAAAAGCGCUGGCAUUGAGGAAGCUGAACGAAAAGAAAUCCGAGUUUGUGAAGUUCGACCUUGACGGCGACCAGCAACUCAACCGAUCCGAAGUCGAGGCCUACGCCAAGGCGACGUUGGCGUACGAGCUGCCGGCAGAUGUUUUGGACGCCAUAGUGAAGAAGCUGGACCCCGUCACCUUGACGAAGUUCCGGCCACUGCAUCAGAAGUUGUAUAUCGCCAAGUCGGAGAUCCUUGCGCGAAAGGCGCGCUCCGAGGAGGAAAAGCGGCAAGCAGCGCUCAGAGAGACGCGCGCGGCGGCCACCAGCGUUCUCGAGAAGGCGGAGGAUGUGCAGAAGAUUGCGGAAUCUGCUGCCAUCGACGCAGAAGAGAAGAUUCGGCCUGAUGCAUCCGAGAAGCUGGAGGGGGCUCUGGCCGAGGUCGACGCCUUGGUUCAGAAGAUAGACGAGGCCUUGGCAGAUAGCCAGACCCACCUCAAUGACGCUCAGCGCCAGUGUGACGCUAGCGAGGAUCUCAAGAUGAUGGGCUUUGAGAAGACGGUGCAGCGCCUCAGGGCUCGCGAGGCCCGGGUCCUGGCCCGAAGAGACCGCUUGCAGGGCAACGCGCAGUCCUUCCGGGACAAGGCCGUUGAGGAAAUGGGUCCAGGCGCAGCGGAUGGAGAGCAAGACAAAGAAUCGCAACCUUCGUAG